AUGAAGAACAAUGAAGUCCUUGCUGAGGAGAUUUUCGAGCGUGAUGAAGGGGCUCUUAAAUUUCUUAAAGAUAUCAAGUGGUUCAGAAUUGAUAAUCCUAAGGGCUUCAAGCUUGAAUUUUACUUUGAUACUAAUCCAUUCUUCAAGAACUCUGUUCUGACUAAAAUUUAUCAAAUGAUCGAUGAAGAUGAACCCAUACUUGAGAAAGCAAUCGGGACGGAGAUUGAAUGGUAUCCAGGGAAAUCUUUGAAUCGGAAGAUACUUAAAAAGAAGCCUAAGAAGGGUUCAAAAAAUGCAAAGCCAAUUACUAAAACUAAACAAUGCGAAAGCUUUUUCAACUUCUUUAGUCCACCCCAAGUACCAGAGGAUGAUGAAGAUAUUGAUGAAGAUGCUGUUGAAGAACUUCAAAAUUUGAUGGAGCAAGAUUAUGACAUUGGGUCAACUAUUCAAGAUAAAAUUAUUCCCCAUGCUGUAUCAUGGUUCACUGGAGAGGCUGCUCAGGAAGAGUAUGGCGAUAUUGAAGAUGAUGAAGACGAAGAUCUUGAUGACGAAGAGGAUGGAGACGAUGAAGAUGAUGAAGAUGAAGACGAUGAAGAUGAUGAUGAGCACGAAGAUGAAAGCAAGGCAACGAAGAAGUCAGCAGUUGUGCGCAAGAAGAGUGGAAGAGCCCCAGCUGCUGACGGUCAGCAAGGUGAGAGGCCUCCUGAAUGCAAGCAACAAUAG
Molecule: messenger RNA, 723 nt
Organism: Fraxinus pennsylvanica
Lineage: Eukaryota; Viridiplantae; Streptophyta; Magnoliopsida; Lamiales; Oleaceae
Source: the annotation of a GenBank genome assembly